Gambusia affinis (western mosquitofish) is the source of this 2325-nucleotide messenger RNA. RefSeq names its product SLAIN motif-containing protein-like. The transcript has 8 exons. The coding region runs from base 612 to 2042 and encodes 476 amino acids. Gene Ontology annotation, cellular component: microtubule plus-end. The record is from RefSeq and is a predicted model, not a curated record. Gene Ontology annotation, biological process: cytoplasmic microtubule organization; positive regulation of microtubule polymerization; microtubule nucleation. NCBI's taxonomy places the organism in Eukaryota, Metazoa, Chordata, Actinopteri, Cyprinodontiformes, Poeciliidae.
UUGUGAGUGAAGAAGAAUCUUGAGUUUAACUUGGUAGUAAGGAAAGCUCUCCCGUCACUGUCCACUGUAGGGUUCUGUUGUCUGUCUUACUACAACGUGGGGAGUCUCUGCUGGUCACACUUCAUAAUCUUAUCGAUGGUCUUUGGACAAUCGAGGUCAUCAGGGAUCAGAGUGCAACAGGAUUUGACACAAGAACCUAAACAAGUCCCCAACAACAUCUAAUACCUAACAGAGAGAAGGCAACAUAAAGAUGGAGACAUGGAACAUGGUGAUGUGUGUGACUGGCUAUUUCUGCUGCCUAAAUUUAGUGUCAAUAUGAGCCAUGACAGUGUGAUGCCGACUGGGUCGCUCUUUCUUAGUAGCUACCUGUGGUAAUCCACUUAAGCUCAUGAUGCUUCUCUAAAUCCACCCAAUCUGUUGAGUCCCUCAUUUAACAACCUCACUCAAUAAAUCUGGGUCAAUAGACGUUACUGCUGCUGUGUGAGAUGAACGAAACCAGCAGAAUUUUCCAUCUUUGAAUAGCUGUUUUAACGGGAUCAAUUGAAGAUUUUAUCAACGUUCCCAGAUGGGAGCUUGGAGCCACAAGGAGGUUUGAGGAUUUUGCACGGAAAAUGGAGCAUCAAGACCGCAUGAAAAGCAGCUGGAGAGAAUAUUUGUGCAGUCAAAGCCGGGGAGAGUUUGGUGCGACAGCGAACUGGCCCGCGAUCGGUGGCGAGGUAGAAAGCAGCAAUGCACAGCUGGACGAAGAGGCGCAUCUAUACCGCAACUUCUGGAACGAUUCUGAACCAGCAAGAGUCAAGAACUGGACCAGCAGAUCAUUUGCAAUGGAUGCGAGAUUAAGACUUGAUAGUCUGAAGUCUGGGUGUAACUCACCGCAACCCUGGGGUGACUCGGACAACUCUUUAUACUACUAUGACAGUGAAAAAGACCUCUGGAAUGGCGGAGACGUAGAAGAAGAGCAGUCUGCUUUGGACAUGGUGGAGAUCCUUGAUAUGGAGGAAAGCACAGGAGAUGAAGAGAGCUGGUUAUAUGAGCCUCCGAAUAGGCCGUCGUUCGGAGAGAGGGAGUCUGCUCUCAGGUGGUGUCGACACGUUCUGGACAACCCCAGCCCCGAGAUGGAGGCUGCCCGUCGUGGGCUGAUGAACAAGCUGGAUCCAAGAUCAAGAUAUUACUUCUGCAGACAUGCAGCAGUUUCCACUCAUUCCCCGAGUGUCUCCUUGGGUUUCGCUCAGGACGAAACGUCAGUCCACACAUCACUCAAUGACUCUGACAGCUUAGAUCAUGCUAAGGUGACCCACCCUGAUGACUUCAUAACCACAAGCUACAGACUACAGGACAUAACAGAUGUCCACAUAAUGGCCAGAAUACAGGAAGACAGUUUAAGACAGGAUUACAUCUCCAUGCCUGCUGCAGCUCUCUUGAGGAGAAACCCAGAUGUGUUUUCCUCAUUUUUAAAUGCCGAGGCUGACUAUGCUGGUGACUUCAGUUCCAGAAAUAAAAACACUGCUCCAGACUCCGCCUGCAAGCCCGGUCUGACAGCUACAGGCUCUUCCAGCUGCAAGUUACCAACGCCAGCAGCUAAGCAGGGCGGCCAAAGCCCAAAACUGACCAAACUUCACCAGCAAGUAACGCAGUUCAAGCUGCUGAGGCUUGCCCAGAAUAAAGCAUCCCCAGGCAGGAUGAGGUCACCUCUGCAGACAAGCCUGCGCUCUCUCCAGGCUGUCAGGAACAGCAGGAGUUUAGAGGCCGAUGUCAGCCAACCUGCCGGCCAAAGCAACCACCAUCCCCCAGUUGUUCCACCUUCCACAACAGCGUCAAGCCGUGCCGCAUAUCUGAACUCCAGCGACGUCGCGGGCUUGAUGAGAGAGUCCACAGACAGAAUAACGGCGGUGAAAAGGCUGCAGAGAUCCCAGUCCCUCAGUCCCAGCAGGAUUGCUCACCCUUCCAAGGGAUGCUUGUCUGUUCGUGGGCGAAUUUUUGCCUCGCCAGACAGGGUGUCCACUGCGGCCUGGGGCAGGCAUGCCUCAUCCAUUCAACGGUGAAAAAUGUCACUGGGAAAUCCCCAUUAGACAAACGAAUGAGGAAGGACGCUAAAAGUGGCUUAAAAAUGUAUUUGUACUGUUUAAACUUUAUCACAUUUUAUCACACUGCAACUUCAAAUCUCAAUGUGUUUGAUGUGACUAACACAAAGUAGCGCGUAGCUGGGAAGUAGAAAGCAAGGGAUUGUUUUUAAAAUAAAAAUCUGUAAAGUGUGGCGUGCUUUUUUAUCCCAACUGUUUACAGGACAGCUAUUGAUCCAAUAUCCUAAACUUUCACCCUCUCACA